AUCAAGAAUUACGAUUUGGAACGCAGCUAGUGCUAUUAUUAACCUAUAAAAUUUUUAAAAAUACUUGCAAACACGUGGUUGCUUGAGAACUAUGGAAAUAAUCAUUGUCUUAACGUAAAUACAAUGAAUAUGUGAAAAUGGAAAAAAAAUUUGCAUGUAGUUUUGAAAACUGUAAAGCUUCGUUCCCAAAGAAAAGCAAAUUAGUAGUUCAUGAACGUGUUCAUACUAACGAGAGGCCUUUUGUUUGUGAUAAUUGUGGAAAAGCGUACAUAAGUAAUUCACAUUUAAAACGACAUAUCAAUACUACCCAUUCUGAAGUAAGACCAACAUAUAAAUGUUCAAUAUGUAUGUUAAAUUUACGAAGCUUAACAAAUCUUAGAAAACAUCAGGCUAGAUUACAUGUAAAUGGUCGAAAAUACCAGUAUGAAUGUGACGAAUGUCAGCAAGGGUUUUAUAAGAAAAGUCAAUUAAAUGCCCAUAUAUUUUCACAUACUCAGAAAGCACCAUACACAUGUUCACAUUGCUCAGAAGGCUUUUUAAAUCGUGCCUCAUUAAAAAAACAUGAGAAAAAAAGUCACACUGAGUAUCCAUGUUCCGUAUGUGAUGAAAAAUUUAAUCGUUGGACAGAUUUGUUACUACAUAAAAAAGUAAAUCACAAAAAAGUGACCACUAAAGAGUUUAAAUGUGAAAAAUGUGUGAAAGCAUUUAGCAAACAAGAACAUUUAACUGCUCAUGAAGAAACCCAUAAAGAUAUAAGAACAUUUUUCACUUGUCCCGAAGAAAAUUGCGAACGUGAGUAUUUGUACAAGCGUAAUUUAGUUCAACAUAUAAAAAUAGCCCACGAGAAAAAAGUGUACAAAUGUGAAUUUCCAAACUGUGAAAAAAUCUUACAACAUAAGAAAACUUUUAUUCACCAUAUGAAUUUACAUAAUAAACCAUUAAAUAGUACAGAGAAAAUAAAAACAAAACAACGAGCCAAACGGAAAGAUGCUGGAGUACCGAAAUAUAGCGCAAUUAUGCAAUUAAGUGGUUUAGUUGGAACAGUUUCCAAACCUGUGGAAGAAGAGAUUCUUAAUGAUAGUAAUAUUACGAUCAAUAAAUUAAUAGAAAUUAUUAGUACUUAAAUAAAUUAAUAGAAAAU
Chrysoperla carnea is the source of this 1141-nucleotide messenger RNA. Its product is annotated as zinc finger protein 239-like. Bases 138 to 1124 code for a protein of 328 amino acids. The transcript is spliced from 6 exons. The record is from RefSeq and is a predicted model, not a curated record. Lineage: Eukaryota; Metazoa; Arthropoda; Insecta; Neuroptera; Chrysopidae. Gene Ontology annotation, biological process: regulation of transcription by RNA polymerase II. Gene Ontology annotation, molecular function: RNA polymerase II cis-regulatory region sequence-specific DNA binding; DNA-binding transcription factor activity, RNA polymerase II-specific.